CGCUAAUCAAUUCCUCUGUAAAUUUCAACUCCUCACUCCUGCAAGCAACCACCACUUCUCUCUCCUUUUCUCUCUUCCUCGAACAGCUACAUUAGAACCCCCAAUGAAGUAAAACCCGAUAACCCAAGGAAGAUGAGUGUUUCUUUGACCGUGAUGACCUUCAAUCUUCUGGAGGAUCAGCCGGAUGACAGCCCCAACGCAUGGGACAAGAGGAAGGAUUUGUGCGCGACCGUCGUCACAAGUUAUUCUCCAAUGGUUCUUUGCACGCAGCAAGGGGUGAAAUCACAAUUGGAUUACCUUCAGCAAUGUUUGCCAGGUUAUGAACAAUUUGGAAUUUCAAGGAAAGGAUCUGAUGAUACUUCUGAUCAGCACUGUACAAUCUUCUAUGACAAGGAAAAGGUUGAGCUGCUUGAAGGCGGAACCUUUUGGCUAUCAGAGUCACCUUCAGUUCCCGGAAGCAUUUCGUGGGGUUCUACGGAUCCUUGCAUCUCGACAUGGGCUACAUUCCAGCUGAAAGGCGUCGAGCCACCAGGUUUUUCAUUUCAAGUUGUUAAUACAAACAUGGAUGAAUUUAGUCCUCGUGCUCGUAGGCGUGGUGCUUUGCUCACAUGGCAACAUAUUGCUUCCUUGCCUCCUAAUUUGCCUGUUUUAUACUGUGGUGGUUUCAACACACAAAAGGAAUCAACCACUGGGCGUUUUCUUCUUGGAAGAUCAAGGGAACAUGGUAUUGUAGGUGAUAUGAGGGAUGCUUGGCCAAAUGCUCGAGUCAGGAAAAAUGUUGGAUUAAUUCGCACUUACCAUGGAUUUAAAGGUGAUAAACAAGGAGCUCUAGAGUUCUUGAAGCUGCUUUUCCGAGCACUUUGCCUUUGCUGGGAUCGUCAGACCCAAGACUUGCAUGUGGACUGGAUUCUUUUCAGAGGCAGGUCACUCAUCCCCGUUUCCUGCGAAGUGGUGAAUGAUAAUGUGGACGGGUAUUAUCCUUCGUCUCACUAUCCAAUAUUUGCUGAAUUCAUGCUUCCUCGAACUGUGAGAUUGACCGAGACACCAUCUCAAGAUUGACAAUUUGGUUAUCCCCUCCUUGGGUGCGCACCCACACACACACACAUAAGUAUACAUAUAUACACAUAUUCUUCCUCUCCCAUUUUCUACCAGCAAUAUUUGUGUAAUCUAUUGAUUGUGGUUUUGUUCACUCACUGGUGCUGUGCUACACAUAAUCUGGUUGUGUUUUGCAGAAAAAUUCGAGGUUAUUUAUAAAUAUUCAAAAUGCUGCUUCAAA
This is a messenger RNA of Andrographis paniculata, 1276 nucleotides long. RefSeq lists its product as uncharacterized. The coding region runs from base 133 to 1059 and encodes 308 amino acids. Gene Ontology annotation, molecular function: 3'-5'-RNA exonuclease activity. Lineage: Eukaryota; Viridiplantae; Streptophyta; Magnoliopsida; Lamiales; Acanthaceae. The transcript has 7 exons. The record is from RefSeq and is a predicted model, not a curated record.